Molecule: messenger RNA, 1017 nt
Organism: Knipowitschia caucasica
Lineage: Eukaryota; Metazoa; Chordata; Actinopteri; Gobiiformes; Gobiidae
Source: the annotation of a GenBank genome assembly
AUGACCAUGGCUGGGAAUGGCACCACUUUAUCACAGGAAGAGAUUAAAACCAUCAUUUAUGUAUAUAUAGGAUUUCUUUCUCCCAGUGUGGUUGGGAGUUUUUCAGUCUUAGUGGUUUCACUUUUACGAUGGAGGCGGCUCCAAGAACAGAGGCAGCUCCUGGUACAGCUGGCUCUGGCUGACCUCCUGGCCUCUGCUGUGGUUCUGUCCAUCUCCAUCUCAAACCUCGUACCCAGAGAAGACCCUGCUGAGCUGUGUCUGUACGGCCUGCCCCUGGCCCUGGUGUUUUAUGUGCUGUCCUUCAUUCUGGUCAUCAUUUACGCUUUCAAAUCCAAGAACGUGUUUCAGGGCUGGAGGACAAGGCCUUCUUCAGACGGUGCACAGGUCCAGUGUGGAAGAACCAAUGAAAAGGCCUCCUAUACUUUACUGUGGGUGGCUCUGAUCGGGGUCUACAUGAUGUAUGCCAUCUUCAUCUCCACACAGACCCAAAUAGACAAGAAGUCGGACUGCUGUCAGAGCUGUUACCUGUUCUCCCACGUGUGGAGAGAAGGCUGCUCUGAGCUUGACUUCAUGCACCAGGCGCCAGUCUAUGUUGUGCUGUUUUUCAUGGUGGUGGCUGUGGUGCCCUGCUGCAUUGUGACCUACUCUGAGAUGCUGAAGUGGCACGAGGGUCAGGAGCAGCAGCAGCAGGGGCUCUUCCCCGUGGAGGGGGACGGACAGUCACGCAAGAGGUUCAAACACAUCAAGCACACGGCCAGUAUGAUGGUGCUGGUCAUCAUCUUCUGCUGGACCCCUGCUCUGCUUCUGUUCAUCCUCACGUGGCUCCUCCCCCAGGCCACGCUGUUUCCACUCUACAUCAUACAGGCUGCCACCGUGUCGUUACAAGGCUUUCUGAACAGCAUGGUGUACGCAUGGAAGAGGACCAACUUCACAGAGGCCGUCCUCGGGGAGCGCACGCCUCUCAUUUCCUACAACCACAUCUCCUUCUUCGAGGAGUCGCUCAAGUCCUCUCCCUGA